Messenger RNA from Soboliphyme baturini, 651 nucleotides. Lineage: Eukaryota; Metazoa; Nematoda; Enoplea; Dioctophymatida; Soboliphymatidae. The record is from the annotation of a GenBank genome assembly.
AUGGAUAGGAAGCGGGCUGAUUUGUAUCCUUGGUCCGAAAAAUACGAGAUGCUUGACCGCCCGUCCGGAGAUAUACGGUGCGCGAACGGCUAUUCCAACGGUGAUGUAUCGGCUGGUGUUCACGGGACUAACUCUCAGGAUACGAAUUUCGCGACCGUUACUGAAGACCAAACUGUCAACGGCAAGGAGCUGAUCUCAAUUUUUCCCACCAACUUACCAUCUGAUUCCUCCAGACACAUCGCCGUCUACUCGCAAAGGGCAGACAGUGAAUGCGAUUUUUUGGAGAAUGUUGAACUGAACUCUGACUCUGGCAGCGAGUGUCCGCAGCCGUUGGAACUGGAGGAACUGGAACAGUUUGCAAGAAAUUUCAAGCUGAAGCGGAUCAAACUCGGUUUCACUCAAAGCGAGGUCGGCGUGGCGAUGGGUCUCCUGUAUGGGACCGAUUUCUCUCAGACGACCAUUUCGCGAUUCGAGGCGCUGAACCUCAGUUUCAAGAACAUGUGUAAACUGAAACCGUUGCUUCAUAAAUGGUUGGAGUUCGCUGAUCAGAAUUCGAAAAGUGGCAUGUAUCUCCAGGUCAUUGGGCGAGUGACGAACGGCAGAUUCCGCUACAUGACCAUCUACGUGAUGUAUGAUUCGUCGUACUUCUAA